AAUAACAGCAAAAUCGCUCUUAAAUCACCCACGAUUUUGUUUGCCUAAUUGUAUGAAUUCCCGUGUGCAGAACACAAGUUCGCAAAAGUUUUCUGAAAUUCCACCACCACCAAGAAAAAAAAAAUGUUAUACAGGGUACUUAAACCACAUCUUUCAGCUUAUGUACAGAAACUUAGUUCUUUUCGUUGUUCAUAUUUCCCAGUCGGUUUUUCAAAAUUUCCGUUGUCAAGUGCUUACCUCCCAUAGCUUCGCGCCUAAACAACGAGUAAUGUUGUAUGUAUUGCUGUUCAUAUAGACGAUCUUUUGCUGUAAAUACUACCAAAAAAAGAAUAUCAGACGUCUGAGGCAUAAAGGAAUUUUUACAUCAUGAAUAUUGAUCAGGUUUUAAACACAAGAGGAAGAUGUUAUACACAACAGAUAUAACACUGUUCAUAUAAUAUAUCUAUGGUGAAUUACUGUGAAAUAUUUCUUCUGAAUUGAGAGUUAUAGCAACGUUUCUGUCUUAUUCACUAUUUGGAAAAUGUACAAAAUUAUAUAGGAUUCAACUUAGCCUUUUUUUUUUGCAUUUAAACUGGCCAUAUCUAGUCCAAACAUUCUACUGGUUCUCUGUUCACACUGGCCAGAUGUGGCCUCUCAUACCUGGCCUACAGUGUUCUCAAAAUAAACAUCACGUGAUCAAAAUAUCGAAACUGAAAUAGAAUGCGCGAUUAAUUUGAAGUAAUGUGAAGCGAUAAGCAUUUGACAGAGUAAUCUGGGUGGUGAAGAGUGAAACUUGGGCAAAUUUUACACAAAGAGGUGUUUUAAGUCCGUACGAAUGCAGGAAACAAGCCAUAUGACUGACACCUCUGGCAGAUCAUUCUCUUUACAGCUGGAUGCCCUUCUUAAUGUUAGCCACUCCGCAGAGUGUACUUGAUGCUUUUAACAUGUCGUCAGAACAGGUGCGUUUUACAUGUCACCAAAUAAUUUAUCAAAGGAAUUUUCGUUUUAUUUAGACUUGGGUUACAGAAGUGUUUUCCAGCAUUAUUGUAUACCGACAACGAUAAUAGCAUGUCACAGUAGAGCAGUGAAAAUGCAAGGAAGAAAAUAUCUGUGUUGAGGUUCGAGGAAAAAAAGUGAUGGAAUAUGAAAUGUGUAGUGACAAGGUUAAGCGUAAAAGACAGACUAAAAGGAUUGACGUUCCUUGUGAUAUAAAGAAAGAGAUGCUGCAUUAUUGUGAUAUCUGUAGUAAAUCAUUCUCUCAGAAAGGUAACCUAACUACGCACAAACGUAUUCAUACAGGAGAGAAACCACAUCACUGUGAUAUCUGUGGUAAGUCAUUCUCUGAGAAAGGUAAAGUUCUUACUCACAAACAUAGUCAUACAGGUGAGAAACCAUAUAAGUGUGACACCUGCGGUAAAUUGUUCUCUCAGAAUAGCAGCUUGACUACUCACAAACGUGUUCAUACAGGAGAGAGACCCUACCAUUGCGAUAUCUGUGGAAAAUCAUUCUCUGGAAGUAGUAAUUUAAUUAGGCACAGACGAACUCAUACAGGGGAAAAACCAUAUUGUUGUGAUAUCUGUGGUAAAUCGUUCUGUGAAAAUGGAGACUUAACUAAACAUAGGCGCAUCCAUACAGGAGAGAAACCAUAUCAUUGUGAUAUCUGCGGAAAAUCUUUCUCCGAGAGUGGUAAAAUAUCAGCACACAAACGUAGUCAUACCGGAGAGAAACCAUAUCGCUGUGACGUCUGUGGUAAGUCAUUCUCUCAUAGUCAUGCCUUGAUUACGCACAAACGCAUCCAUACAGGAGGGAAACCGUAUCGCUGUGAUAUCUGUGGUAGUUCAUUCUCUCAAAUUGGUCAUCUAACUAUCCAUAAACGUGUCCAUACUGGAGAAAAACCAUAUCACUGUGAUGUCUGUGGUAAAUCGUUUUCCGACGGAGGCUGCUUGACUAAACACAAGCGCAUUCACACAGGAGAGAAACCAUAUCAGUGCGAUAUCUGUGGCAAGUCGUUCUUUCGCAAUCAUCAUUUGAUUAGACAUAAACGCAUUCAUACAGGGGAAAAUCCAUAUCACUGUGAUAUCUGUGGUAAAUCCUUCUCUGAAAGCAGCAACUUGACUACACACAGACGUAUUCAUACAGGAGAGAAACCAUAUCACUGUGAGAUCUGUGGUAAAUCAUUUGCUGAGAAAGGCAAACUAAAUACACACAUGCAUAUUCACACAGGAGAGAGACCGUAUCAGUGUGAUAUCUGUGGUAAAUCUUUCUCCGAUGGGAGUCACUUAACUAAGCAUAAGCGCAUUCAUACAGGGGAGAAACCAUUUCACUGUGAUAUCUGUGGCAAAUCGUUCUCUCGAAAUGAACACUUGACUAUACACAAACGAAUUCAUACAGGAGAGAAGCCGUACACGUGCGAUAUCUGUGAUAAAUCAUUCUCUGAAAAGGGUACUCUUAAAACACACAAACGCAUUCAUAAGGGGAAAAAUCCGGUCACUGUGAUGUCUUUGGUUUAAUCAUUUUCGGGACUUUUGAGCGAGAUCGUUGCCAGUGCCCCUGGACUGGCUCUUGUGUGGGUGGCACAUAAAAUACACCAUUUUGAGCGUGACCGUUGCCAGUACCGCCUGACUGGCCUUCGUGCGGGUGGCACGUAAAAGCACCCACUACACUCUCGGAGUUGUUGGCGUUAGGAAGGGCAUCCAGCUGUAGAAACACUGCCAGAUCAGAUUGGAGCCUGGUGUAGCCAUCCGGUUUCACCAGUCCUCAGUCAAAUCGUCCAACCCAUGCUAGCAUGGAAAGUGGACGUUAAACGAUGAUGAUGAUGAAGAGGUUCUCUGUUGUACCAGUUUUUUUCAA
Molecule: messenger RNA, 2829 nt
Organism: Octopus bimaculoides (California two-spot octopus)
Lineage: Eukaryota; Metazoa; Mollusca; Cephalopoda; Octopoda; Octopodidae
Biological process (GO): regulation of transcription by RNA polymerase II
Molecular function (GO): RNA polymerase II cis-regulatory region sequence-specific DNA binding; DNA-binding transcription factor activity, RNA polymerase II-specific
Source: RefSeq, a predicted model, not a curated record